This is a messenger RNA of Rhincodon typus (whale shark), 1417 nucleotides long. RefSeq names its product parathymosin. Bases 689 to 1057 code for a protein of 122 amino acids. NCBI's taxonomy places the organism in Eukaryota, Metazoa, Chordata, Chondrichthyes, Orectolobiformes, Rhincodontidae. Gene Ontology annotation, molecular function: histone binding. Gene Ontology annotation, biological process: positive regulation of transcription by RNA polymerase II; negative regulation of apoptotic process. The record is from RefSeq and is a predicted model, not a curated record. The transcript is spliced from 7 exons. Gene Ontology annotation, cellular component: nucleus.
ACGUUAUGUUUGUUUUGUUUAAGCUGGUAAAUUAUAGAAAGGAAGAAGAAUUCAACAAUUUUGAAAUCUCAGAUAAGAAUGAAUUAGAGAAGAUUGGGAGAGGAAUGUGUGUGAUUUCAAUGAAAAGACUGGAAUCAAAUUCUGAGUGUUAGAUGGUAUCAAAUUAAACGGCGUGACCAAGUGAAAAAUGUACGCAUUCAAUUUCACGAUCUCGUCCAGUUGGCUUGUGAAGCUUCGCACUCUUGCCUAGUGAGACGAAUUCGCUUAUACGAUGAAUUCGCUUGUUCGUAAGUGGAAACGGUCCGCCGUGGAGAAAGAUGAAGCGCCAGUGAAAAGCAGCUUCUUAUCAAGAUGGGCGACAGGUCGAAGCGUAUUUAGAAUUGUAGGCGGGGCUGCUACAAGCAACGCCAAUCGAUCGACAGGAUGAGCGGCAUUUUCCAAUUGCAAGUGCUCCUGAUACUGAGCGACAUCUUGGGGGUUGUCAGUGAGAAGGAGCCAGAGAUGAUUGAAUUACAGUCCAAUCGGAAUUACCUGAUCCAAGUGAUUGACAGUCGCUGGAGGCGGGGCCAGCUGGAAUAGAACGCAGUGAAAUAGAAAUUAGCAUACAGCCAAUCGCUGCGCUUUGUAUAAUCAGCAGAGUCACCAAUCACCACGCGAUAUAUUAGCAUAGUUCCAAUCGGCUGGCGAGAUGGGCUGCACUCGGCAAAUGAUGGACGGUAGAUCUGACAAAUUGGAGGAUCUGAAAGAAAAGGCUGUGGAGGAGGUUGAGAAGAAAGAAAACGGCAGCGGAGACGCGCCAGCAAAUGGAACAGAGGAAGAGAAUGGAAACGAGCACACAGAUGAGAAUGCAGAGGAAGUAGAUGAGGAAGAGGAGGAAGAGGAAGAUGCUGAGGGUGAAGGUGAAGAAGAAGAUGGUGAAGAGGAAGAGGGUGCAGAGGAAGAAGACGAUACAGAUGGGCAUGCAGUGAAGCGUCCGGCUGAGGAGCAGGGUGAAGUUGAAAAGAAGAGGCAAAAGUCAGAAAAUGGAGAGUCAACAGAACCCAAGGCAGAAGCUUAAACAUUCCUUUGUUUGAAUUUUUAUAUCUUGAUGGUGUGGUCCAGUUCACUUUGUAAAGAUUGUGCUUUUUUUAAAAUGUACACUUGCAGUGUGGGUUUUAUACUGUACAACUGGCUCCUGUAACACCUGUCCAAGGCAUUGCUCUCGGGAAUAUGUUUUUUAUGAAGUUAUUUAUUAUAUGGUCUUUGUACAACCACAUUUUGUAAUGGGUUUGAAUGCUGUAAUAAAUGUUUUUCAGGUCUGUUUUGAAAUGGGUUUACAACUUGGAUUUGUACACUUUAAAAGCACAUACUUUACAGUUGACUGACCAUGUUCUUAUUUCAAGAAAAUAAAAACUGCCCUUUUUUCUUUUUUUGUAAA